CGGAGGCCGGUGAGGGACCAGGCCGAGCGGCGGGUCUUAAACGAGAGGUGCACCUCGGAGAGGAGGAGAGCGGGCCAGCCUGGGAUCCCACCUGAGCGCACUGCACAGUCGCAGGAAACCCCCCGGGGCGCCUGGCCGCACCGUCCCUCCCUCAGCUGACUCGCGGGGGGGCCCUCCACCACAGCAUCCACACUGCCCCCCGGGGAAAGAGGAUUAUUUCCCUUUGCAGCUCCCAAAACUUUGCGGGAUCCUCCGAAGAAGCGAGGAGCGGAUGGCGAGACGCAGACGCCCCACGCCGCCCCCCGGCGCCGCCGCCCCUGCCCUCCUGGUCCUGGGGCUCCUUCUCCUGGCCCUCGGCUCCGCCUCUGCCGAGGAGUAUGACUACUACAGCUGGCAGUCGGAUAACUUCCACACGGGUGGCGCCGGCGGCGUGGCGGGCGGCGGACGCUUCUACGCGCGCCGGCCGCAGUGCGUGGACAUUCCCGCCGACCUGCGCCUCUGCCACAGCGUGGGCUACAAGCGCAUGCGGCUGCCCAACCUGCUGGAGCACGAGAGCAUGCCCGAGGUGCGGCAGCAGGCCGGCAGCUGGGUGCCCCUGCUGGCCAAGCGCUGCCACGGCGACACGCAGGUCUUCCUGUGCUCGCUGUUCGCGCCCGUCUGCCUGGACCGGCCCAUCUACCCAUGCCGCUCGCUCUGCGAGGCCGUGCGCGACAGCUGCGCCCCCGUCAUGGAGACCUACGGCUUCCCCUGGCCCGAGAUGCUCCGCUGUGACAAGUUCCCCAUCGAUAACGACCUCUGCAUCCCCAUGCAGUUCAGCGCAACGCAAACACCAGCCUCCAAAGCAUGCCCGCCUUGUGACAACGAGAUGAAAGCUGAUGCCAUCAUGGAACACUUCUGUGCCAGUGAUUUUGCUCUGAAGAUGAAGAUAAAGGAGGUGAAGCGAGAGAAGGGCGACCGGAAGCUAGUGGCAGCGCAGAAGAAGAAGAAGGUGCUGAAGAUGGGGGUCCUGCGCAAGCGGGACCUGAAGCGGCUGGUGCUGCACCUGAAGAACGGCGCCGACUGCCCGUGUGCGCAGCUGGACAGCCUGGCGGGCAGCUUCCUCAUCAUGGGUCGCCGUGCCGACCAGCAGCUGCUGCUCACCGCCAUCCACAAGUGGGACAAGCGCAGCCGUGAGCUGCGCUUCGCCGUCAAGCACAUGAAGUCACACCAGUGCCCCACCUACCACAGCGUCUUCCAGUGACGCGCCCCCCCCCCUGCAGGACACACAGGCACAGACACGCACACACACACGAAUCCCGCCGAGAAACCCAGCAUCUUUCAUUUCGGAUGCUCGGAAGGUGCUCCCAACAGAGGAGGAAUUCACACCAUCAUUGUGAGCCCAGUGUGCCCAUCCCACCGCCCGGGACUCUCUCUCAUAUAAACAUAAAUGUAGGCAAUCUCGCAUAAUCAUCAAACUAACAUAUCGUCGUUUACUCGUGUUUCAGUCCUCGGGGGCCCUAGGACAGUCCACAUCUUUGUUCCUUCCGAGCUUCCAACACGCCUCUACCAGGCAUUCUGUGUUAUUGAUUGUUUGGUUCAGGUGUGGGAACAGGGAGGGAGCAAAAAUGUGGACCGUCUCGGGUACCCCGAGGACUGGACUGAGAAACACCGGUUUACUCAAUACGUGCGAUCUUACAGCAAAAUGAGGCUUUAGGAUGUGUUGUCGUGGGGGCCGACCUGUAAAGUAUGGGUUGGUUUAAAGGUGGAUUUGGGCAAAGGCUAUUAAAACGGUGACAGAGUGACAAGAGAGGUUGCAUCUGGGAAGAUUGUUUCUAAUGACAAAGAGAAAUAAGUAACUGUUCUGUUGUUGUAAUAUAUAUAUAUAUAUAUACACACCCAAAGACGACAGACUGCUAUGUUGAAAACCAGGUGAGGUUGAUUAGGAGGUGCUGAAGUAUUGUUCAGAAACCCUACAGCUGCAAUGACUGUCGUUUAGUGCUGCACCUUCUGCUGGCCAGCGAAGGAACUGCAAGCCACUUUUGGCCUGGGACCAGAAGAUACGGAGUGUGGCCAUCCAGUGCUUACUGAGAUUAUGUUCUUUUGUACACAGCCAUUAUCAUUUCAGCUUCUGUUGUGUUUGUUUUUUUUUUUUAACUACCAUUUGCUGUCUGUGAAAUCAAAAGGGAAAUUGACUAGAUUAGCAACUGUUGCUGUAACAAAAUGCUAAUUCCCGCCUUUGUAAUUGUUUUAAAAAUCAGAAAACUUGUACUAAGAAUCUGUUACCAACCUUUUACAAUUGUAAAAAAAUAAUAAAAUAUACAUGAGAUUUUUAUACAGAA
Molecule: messenger RNA, 2318 nt
Organism: Paramormyrops kingsleyae
Lineage: Eukaryota; Metazoa; Chordata; Actinopteri; Osteoglossiformes; Mormyridae
Gene: sfrp5
Product: secreted frizzled-related protein 5
Biological process (GO): non-canonical Wnt signaling pathway; canonical Wnt signaling pathway
Molecular function (GO): Wnt-protein binding
Source: RefSeq, a predicted model, not a curated record